Messenger RNA from Gambusia affinis (western mosquitofish), 1582 nucleotides. RefSeq names its product olfactory marker protein-like. The coding region runs from base 799 to 1407 and encodes 202 amino acids. The transcript is spliced from 2 exons. Gene Ontology annotation, biological process: sensory perception of smell; signal transduction. Lineage: Eukaryota; Metazoa; Chordata; Actinopteri; Cyprinodontiformes; Poeciliidae. The record is from RefSeq and is a predicted model, not a curated record.
AAUUGAUUGAUAAUUUGAUCAGUUACUCAGUACUUAAAUACACUUUUUACCAAAGAUUCUAUACUUGAAUAAAUAUAUGUUGAAGUAGUGCUGCUCUUUCUUGGGUAUAAUUUUUGGUUACUCUUUCCGCCUCUGGUAAAAACCAACUGUUCACUGUUUAGAGAUUUUCCACCAAGGGAAUGCCGUUCUUCCACAUCUUGCGCCGCGUCCCAGCUGACAUCACGUCAACGUUGAUGUAACUACAACCUGAGCGAGGUGGCGGCUAAAAAUGAACACCAGAUCCACCGAGCCGAGACGAGCGGCGCUCCCAGAAUCCCUCAGGAAACUCUCAGUGAUCCCUCUUGGACGUCAUCAGUGUCCCAGUUACCUAGCAUCUUCAAACAUCACUCACCAAGUUAACACCUUAAAAAAACAUUUAAUAAUAAUAAUAAUAAUAAUAAUAAUAAUAAUAGUAAUAAUAAUAAUAAUAAAAAUGCAGAAAUUACCCACAGCUUUCUUUAUCAUGCAAACCUGGGAGAAUCUGAUUUCUAGGAAGAUUUAAUCACUUUUAGCUCAAAGUUUGAAAAAGUCUGAGUGAAAAAUUGUUUAUUUUCUAAAUUUAACAGAGACUGGAAUACAGUCGGAACAAUAAUGUUUUUGGGUCGAUCUCAUGUCGUGCUACUCUUCUCCAUCCAUCCGUGACAGUCGAUAUGUCCCAACUGAACUUCCCUGUGGGCAGGAUGAGGAGGAGGGCCAGAGAGAGAAACUGGUCCACCAUGAUGGAAACAGUUUGAGGGAAGGGAGGAGCAGAACGAGUCUAUGAAAAGAGGAGGAGAGGGAAAAACUCAGCUGCAUCCAUCACUGCAUCCCUCCACACAGGCUGGCAUCUUCGCUCUCCUGAACCUGGGAAUACGAUCGAAGGCGGACAUGGACCCGGAAAAAUCUUCCUCUGAGAAGUUGGUGCUCGAGUUUAAGGAAGACACCGAUCUGACGGAGAUGAUGCGUCGUCGCGUCUCAUCUCUGCAGAAAACCGGGCAGAAGCGUCAGGACGGCGAGCGGCUGCUGCUCCCCCACGAGGCCGUGCAUCGCCUCGACUUCCCCCUCCAGGAGCUCAACUUCUCCCGCUGGUACUUCUCCCUCUCGGGCCACGGACGAGUCACCAUCACCGGCAUCUCCCAACACUGGACCCCGGACCUCACCAACCUGAUGACCCGCCAGCUCCUGGAGCCGAUCGGGACGUUCUGGAGAAACGCGGAGGACCCGGAGGAUUCGCCGCUGAAGUGUCUGGAGGCCGACAUGCAAGAGUUCGGGGAAAGGAUCGCAGAGCUGGCGAAAGUGAGGAAGGUCAUGUAUUUCCUGUUUGCGUACAAAGACGGGUCCACAGCAGCUAACCUCGACUGCACCAUUGAGUUCAUACCCGAGAAGUAACCCUCCGUGUUCAGUCCUGGUAGAGUGUUUAGAUUUCAGCAUAAAUUUCCCGCCUCAAACCCACUAAACGGUUUUAGUCUUUGUCCGCAUGUCUUUAACGAACAAUACCAAUUUAUUUUAAUUAUUUCUACACUUAAAGUAUUUUUGCAUGAAUCAAUUUGAUGUAAAACGUUGC